ACAUGUAUUGGUAUCAUUGUAUAUAUGACUAGACACUGUAAGUACUUCCUGCUGGUGUAGUGCGGGGCGGCGCCAGGACAGGGACAGUGCUGCUCACUUCACAUCCUCCACCAGACGGCGUUGUGGUUGUUGUAGUCAGCGAGGGCGAGUCUGUAGUCAGACGGUGUUGGCUUUAAUUCACUGUUGUCCUCAACUACACUCGUGUCUUCUGCUGACCAUGACUAGUCAUCAGAUCGUCAGCCUGUGUGUCCUUGUGUAUUUCUUGAUGACCGUCAGUGUCGCGUCGUCAUCUGAUUGUCAAGACGCAUGGGUGAAAUGCGGUGAUCACUUAAUCAGCGACACGAAAUCAUGCGAAAAGCAAGAGUUUAAAACCAGUUGCAAGAAGACUUGCGGAUUCUGUGGCGAUUGUCAAGACCUAUGGGGGAUAUGUGGAUAUCGAAUAACCAAAGACAUGAAAUUAUGCGACAUGAAUGUGUAUAAAGGCGGUUGCAGGAAGACUUGUGGAUUAUGUGGCGAGUGUUCAGACAUCUUCAGUGAUUGUUCGGAAAAGCAACUGUCAGGAGAACUUUUGGAAAGUAUACUGCAGGCAGACGUGUAACGAGUGUGUAGACCAGACUACAGGAGGUCACGUGAGAGAUGAAACUGCGACAUCCACAACCACGACAACUGCUACAAGGACUCAUUAUCCUCCCGAAAUCACAAGUUACACAGACAAGCAGGUAUUUUCUGCUGGAGAGACAGUUACUUUGACUUGUAGAAGCAAAAACACUAGAGAUACUCGAGGUGCUUUAAGCUGGCAUAGUUCCCGUAACGGCGUUCGGAACAUCACACGUGAAGCCUCGGACGGGUCUAUACAGCUCGAUAUUUUACAAAUAUCAACUGAAUAUGAUGGGAUGAGUGUGACGUGCGUCGAAAAAGGAAAGAUUGCGGAUACCCUAUCUUCUAUCACGAUCCGUGUUGACAUGUCUUCUGUUUGGGGACAAUGGGAGACCUGGUCAGCAUGCAGCGCCACCUGCGGAGACGGGUCAAGGUCACGGCGGCGCUCGUGCAGCGUCACACGCGGCGCAUGUCAAGGGGAGGCUACACAGACCGACACGUGUAACAUCACAGCGUGCUGUGUUCCUCAGCAUGGACGGUGGAGCGACUGGAGCAGCUGGUCCUCAUGUUCUGUGUCUUGUGGUCAAGGAACACGUACAAGGUCAAGGACGUGCUCUGGACAAAACGUCUGUGGACGACCUUGUGAGGGAAACAAUGUUGCAAAGGAAUACUGCAACCCUUCUAAAUGUCCAGCUUGGGGAUCGUGGAGCAGCUGGACAUGCAGCGUCACCUGUGGAACAGGAACAAUGUCAAGGACGCGUACCUGUACUCCGCCAUCCGCCACGUGCUCAGGUGAUGCCAGUGACCAACAAGAGUGCCAGCGUCCGGCGUGUUGCGUUCCUACACAUGGACAGUGGAACGACUGGGGCAGCUGGUCUUCAUGUUCUGUGUCUUGUGGUGAAGGAACACGUACAAGGUUAAGGACGUGCUCUGAACCCAACGCCUGUGGACAUUGUGAAGGUAACAAUGUUACAGAGGAAUACUGCAACGACUAUGUGUGUCCAGGUAAGUGUAGGUAACUGCCUUUAGUUUUAUUGUUUCAGUGAGGUGUUGUAUUCUAUUGUUAUGUGUUAGGGUUGGCGGGAAAGUGUGUGUGUGUUUCUGAACAUGUCGUGGAGAAAAAAACUCUGAGAUAAAGUGUUUUGGUCUUUCUGUUUAUAGUUGACCGUGUCCCUAAUGCACUUGGACACUGUUUUAUAACAUCAUUUGUUCUUCUCGGGACAUGCUAUUAUCACGACAACUAAUUUUACCAAUUGAUCUUCAAAAUUUCUAGUGAAAGAACACAAACAUUAGGAUUAGGAUUGUACAUGAAUAAAAUGCAAGUCAGAAUGUGGGGAAAAUCUUUCACAGUUUACAUUCUGGUAUCACCUGACAAAAAGUACAGACAUGCUUUAUAAAUCUCUUCUUUUUAAACUGGAAAAAACAGUACACAUUUUAAUUUGUAAGCAUAGCUUUGAAACUAAAUAAAAAAAGUAUUUAUCAGUAUUGUCGUAAUAUUACAGUCUCUUCUGCGUGCGGUAGAUGGGAUUUGAACCCAUGACAGCUAAUUGUCCCUGUAGUUGUGACGUGUGUUACCGGAUUAUCCACACAAGAUUACGAUUUUAUUAGUAAUCAUCAUGUGCAACAUACAAACAAUACCCAGGGUACAGUCAGCGCACUUCCUCGCUGACAGAUGUGGUGAGAUAAUAUCCGCUUUGUGUCCAGUAUUGGCAAGACAAUCCUGGCAAGCCAGUCUCUCUGACUUGAACAUGACUAUCAAGAGUCGUAUUCACUCAAAAUAGAUCGGUUCUGACAAAAUUUACCGAAUGAUGCCUAAUUUGAUUAUUUGACAAUUAACAAAGAACAACUGAUAUUCUCUAGAAAAACAUUUUACAUGACUAACGUGCUUUAAUUGACUUUUAAGAACGCUUACUCCGACCACGUGGUGCUUGCCGAUGUUUACCGCACGUGUUUUAUACAGGUAUUUAUUGUAGUGUCUACGCAUCUCUUUAUCAAUUUAAAAGAUAAUGAUGAACAUUUCCGUGUGCUUAUCAAGCAUUAUUGUAGAUUUUAGUAAACAUGCCAUUGGUUUGCUUUUCGAACUGGAGGAAAUUUUUAAAAGUAUUAUUAAAGCGAAAACGGAUUAGUCUCCAUUUACAAAAUGCAAACAAUUUUGGAUCCUAUGAAGUCAUUUUGGUUCGCAGAAAAAAAGCGCAUUAAUGUGCACGAGCUCAUAUUAUAGUGAUGUCUUCAUCACUAGUUUAUUUGUGCCAAAGUUGUGUUUGUAAACCUGUGUCACUAUGACACUAUAUCGUUUAAUGACCACGAGAUAAAAAAAUUUUCUUGUUGUUUACAAAAAACAUUUCUCCCAGCAGGUGAUCCAUAAUCUGGUCUGACAUUGUCAGACUCCAUGCACACAUAUGUUGACCUCUUGACAAAUUUUCCGUAUGUGAUUUUCAUUGUUUUACUUGUUUUACGAAGUUUGUAACAGCUGGGCACAACUGCAGAAUUAUUGUUUUAAUUAUAGAGAGCUUCAUAACAGGAAAGCCAACAGCGAAAUUUCACUGGCGGUUAAUUGUGGCUGAGGGGAAAAUAUUAUUAGUGAAGUCAAGACGAUGGGUUUAUGUAACAGACAAUAACCAGAGUGUAACCGACAGAAAAUAAAAUGCUUACACUUCUGUCAUCAAAUAACAGGAGUAGUAAUUAACCUUUUAC
Messenger RNA from Pomacea canaliculata, 3291 nucleotides. Its product is annotated as adhesion G protein-coupled receptor B1-like. The record is from RefSeq and is a predicted model, not a curated record. NCBI's taxonomy places the organism in Eukaryota, Metazoa, Mollusca, Gastropoda, Architaenioglossa, Ampullariidae. Bases 471 to 1616 code for a protein of 381 amino acids. The transcript has 9 exons.